UUUUUUUAGAGUUAAUUGUUUAGAUCUAGACAAUUUUGACUAGAUUUUGGCAAGCCGACUGAAGAAAGGUUCACUUCCGGAUGUGCGGCAUCGGAAACGCUUCACGAGAGAAAGGCGGACCCCUCCUCUACUGUCCUUUCUUUGAAACUUUAUUUUUUAACAAUUGCCUGCACUCUAGAAGUACCAGGGAAGCCGCAGUGAACUGUUGAACACAAGAAAAUGGGGGAUAAAGAAUUGAUGUGGGCCUUGAAAAAUGGAGACCUGGACGAGGUUAAGACCUUAAUGAAGGAUGAGGAUGUGAACAGGACCCUGGAGGGUGGCAGGAAGCCCCUGCACUAUGCUGCUGACUGUGGCCAGGCUGAGAUGCUGGAGUUCCUCCUCUCCAAGGGAGCAGAUGUCAAUGCCCCAGACAAACAUGGUAUCACUCCGCUGCUCUCUGCCACGUACGAGGGUCACCUCACCUGUGUCAAGAUCCUGCUAGAAAAGGGAGCCGACAAGGAGCGGAAAGGACCGGACGGCCAGAGCGCCUUCGAAGCCGCCGAGACCGACGCCAUCAAGGCUCUCCUCAAGUGAGACGGGAGCCUAGAAGGGACGGACGGAUGCAGCAGUGGUCCCCCAGACAGGCCAGAUGGACACACCCCUUCCCCAGACCUCUGUCUUUAGCACUGCUUUGUCUGUUUGUGUUUUUUGGAUUUCCCUUUUUGUUUUAUUUUUUUUAAGUUGUAGGGAUUUUCUCUUGCCUCUUCAGUAGCCAUUGACUGGAUGGACUUGUCAAUCAUGUCUCCCUUAGGGACCAAACACUGAGGGGAAAAGCACCCAGACUUGGACCUUCCCUGAACACACAAGGAUGCAAUGUAAAAAAUUAAUAGAGCUUAGCGCUUAAAUAUGAUCGCUCUCAAGUCCUGUGUGCACUCCUUUCACAAAGAUGUUGGCAGACAAAAUGGAAACAUUCAAUAGUGUUCAAUUUUGUGGCCUGUUUUCAAUAUUGUAAGACCACUUGGUUAUAUUAAUCUUCCAAACAUCAGUUGUGCUAGAUGGAGAACGGUUGUAAAGAUAUUCUAUUAGCCCAGUAAGAUGGCCUCUUUCCCCUGGCUGUGUACUGUAGCUCUUCUCUGUAGACCUGACUGGCUAACUGUCCAGCGCUUCAACUAGGGGGUUUGUACUGUAUGAGAGGGUAGGUCCGGUUUAGGCUGCUAAUAAUAUUGGUUACCCACUAUGUAACCCUCUACUGAUAAUAUAUCACACUAAACAAUAUUGACCAAGGUUACUCUAACGUAUAAUAGCGUAAAUACCCCCUUGACCAAUCACCAUGUUGGCAUUACAAAAUGUAUGUACAAUUUUUUUUAAAAAAUCUGUUACUUAUUAAAACAUUGCUGUGUAGUGAUGACAUUAUGUUAACAUUGACCAUUAUCCAAUUUAGAAUUGCAUAAUAUUUUUCCCUUUGAGUUUUGAACAUGUUCUGAUCUGCAAUCCUUUGUUUCCGCUGUCUGUUUUCUAUUAGCUGAAUGGGUGGGUUUAGGGUUCAAACUGUGGAUCGGGAAAUGAUCGUCCUCUCGCUCUCUGGGUUUGAUUAACCUGCCGGCUCUCCUGCAUUUCAGAACUUCCUCUGCUUCUACUGCUACGCUCUCAAAAAUGGCUGCCUUCCUCUUUUGGUUGCUUUCAAAUAAUUACAAUGCAAUGAAAACAAAAUACAAAACGCUUUCUCUCUGGCAUCGUUGUGAGGAAAAAGCUGUAAAAACUGAAAUAAAAAAAUCUUAAAAUUA
This is a messenger RNA of Oncorhynchus gorbuscha (pink salmon), 1763 nucleotides long. Its product is annotated as myotrophin. The coding region runs from base 220 to 573 and encodes 117 amino acids. Gene Ontology annotation, cellular component: nucleus; cytoplasm. Gene Ontology annotation, biological process: regulation of barbed-end actin filament capping. NCBI's taxonomy places the organism in Eukaryota, Metazoa, Chordata, Actinopteri, Salmoniformes, Salmonidae. Gene Ontology annotation, molecular function: protein binding. The transcript is spliced from 5 exons. The record is from RefSeq and is a predicted model, not a curated record.